CGUUAACACGAGCGGACUUAUUAAAAAGACCACGAGCUUUCCUUUCCUAUUCUGAUUUGUAGUUUCUGUAGUUUCUCUGAUCUAUAAAAGGGGGAGAAGACCCACUUUUGUAGGUCAAAUUGUGUGCCAAUUCUCUCUCUGAUCAGAUUGUCUACUCGUCUUCUUCCAUGUCGAUGAUUAAUGGGAUCCAAGGCCAGCUCCUUGAAGUUACAGUUGUUGGAUGCAACAAGUUGAAAGAUACAGAAUGGAUUUCAAGGCAAGAUACGUACGUUUGCAUUGAGUACGGCAGCAACAAGUCCCGUACCAGAACGUGCAAAGAUGGUGGUAAAAAUCCCACAUUCCAGGAGAAAUUUGUGUUCACGCUAAUUGAAGGGCUCAGAGAACUGAAAAUUGUGGUUUGGAACAACAACACCGUGACUUUUGAUGAUUUCAUUGGCAGUGGAAAGGUUCAAUUGCAGAAGGUACUCUCACAUGGCUAUGAUGACAGUGCUUGGACAAUUCAGAGUAAAACUGGCAGAUAUUCUGGAGAAGUUCGACUAAUCCUGCAUUAUUCAAAUGUCAAUAAACCAGCAACAAGCUAUGCUCCCUCAGCACCACCCUAUGUAGCUCAUCUUCCACAAGCCCCUUUAUACUCUAUGGCACCACCAGCUGCCACAACUGCUUAUCCACCAGCAGCUACUGCAUAUCCAAGACCAUCUCCUUAUUCUGCAUACCCACCAAAUUCGGCCUAUCCACCAGCGGCAUAUCCUCCACCUCCACAAGCUGCAUAUCCUCCCUCAGCAUACCCUCCAGCUUCUGCAUAUGCUCCACCUGCCUAUCCACCACCUCCACAAGCCUCGCCGUAUUAUCCUCCUGGUCCUUUUCCUGGACAUCAUUUUCCGCCACGGUACUGAAGGAGAGUCCAGUAUGCAUAAGUGAAGCAGCAAACAUCUGGAUCCACCGUGGUUGUCAUGUACAGCAAUGCUCAUCGUAGAUAAGAUGCUUAAGAAAAUUGUCUAAAAUAGUCUUGGGUUUGACCGAGAGUAUUAACGAUACAAAAUGUAGAUUGAAGAGCUAAAUAGGCCUAAAUUUAGAAUUCUUUUGGCAUAAUUAUGUCUAUGACUUGGAGAGUCAAAUGUCGUUAUGAAUUAUUUUGGGAGUUACUACUGUACCCAAGUCUAAGUUCUUAAUUUUUUUUUCUUUAUUGAGCCUA
This is a messenger RNA of Tripterygium wilfordii, 1192 nucleotides long. RefSeq names its product elicitor-responsive protein 3-like. The transcript has 7 exons. Lineage: Eukaryota; Viridiplantae; Streptophyta; Magnoliopsida; Celastrales; Celastraceae. The record is from RefSeq and is a predicted model, not a curated record. The coding region runs from base 168 to 893 and encodes 241 amino acids.